Messenger RNA from Sphenostylis stenocarpa, 1815 nucleotides. Lineage: Eukaryota; Viridiplantae; Streptophyta; Magnoliopsida; Fabales; Fabaceae. The record is from the annotation of a GenBank genome assembly.
AUGCACCCAUCUCGUGCUGAAGCAGCAGCAUCACAACCCUGCUUUAAUGGCUGUUUUCCAUCUCCACUUCUUGCUUCUGAGAGACCCCAUAAGCCUAAAGUCACAAAUGUAAUUUCAUCACACGAUGAAUUCGCCACAGCCAUAUCCUCUACCCUUCAUCCGCACACACAAUUCACCAACCAUGAGUCCCUUCCAUCUUUACACGACUCGUACAUCAGCUUCACCAAAGCAUUCCCUCAAUUUUCUUCUACUUCUCAAGUUGAUCAACUUCGAGCCCAAGAAUACCAUCACUUGAACCACUCCAACGCCUGCUUCGAUUACACUGGAUAUGGCCUUUUCUCCUACGCUCAGCAACAGAGACCUUAUCCCACAACUUCAAUGGCUUCUUCUUCUUCAUCAUCAUUGUCGUACUUCUCAUCAGACGCCUCCUUCUUCGAUAUAUCCUACAAGUCAGUGAACUUGCAGUCCCAGGUUCUCUACGGUGGCCAUGAGUCAGAACUGGAAUCCAGAAUCAGAAAGAGAAUCAUGUCGUUCAUGAAUGUCUCUGAAGCUGAAUACACGCUUGUUUUCAUUGCCAAUGAGGUAUCUGCUUUUAAAAUUUUAGCCGAUUCUUUCCAAUUUCAAUCUAAUAGACGGCUCCUCACAGUGUAUGACCAUAGCAGUGAGGCACUGAAUGUGAUGAUUGAGAGUUGCAAGAAGCAAGGGGUGCAUGUAUUGUCAGCAGAAUUCUCCUGGCCCAAUCUCGGAAUCGAGUGGAGGAAACUAAAGAAGAUGGUCAUGAAUAAAAGGGAAAAGAGAAAGGGAGGUUUAUUUGUUUUCCCACUUCAUUCAAGGGUAACAGGAGCACCAUAUUCCUAUGCUUGGAUGUCCACGGCACAGGAAAAUGGGUGGCGUGUCUUGCUUGAUGUGUGUGCAUUGAAACCUAAGGAAAUGGGCACCUUGGGUAUGUCACUUUUUAAGCCUGAUUUUAUGGUUUGCUCAUUUUACAAAGUUUUUGGUGAAAUCCCUUCAGGUUUUGGGUGCUUAUUUGUUAAAAGAUCUAGUGUCUCUACUUUGAAAGAUCCUGGUAAUGCUACAAGCAUAGGAAUCAUAAGCCUUAUCCCAGCAUUUAGACAUGACACUGAACAAGUAGUGAUUGAAACUGAAAGGGAUCAUCCGCCAGGGGGGCCAUCACCAACAUCAGAAAUAGAGGAGUUAAGCAUACCCUUUGACUCAUCUAAGGAUAGAAACAACGUAGGUACUAAAAAAGAAGCCAUAGAGAUUCAAUGUAGAGGAUUAGACCAUGCAGAUUCAGUGGGGUUAUUACUGAUCAGUAAUAGGACCAAAUAUUUGGUGAAUUGGCUGGUUAAUGCAUUAAUGAGUCUUAAACAUCCACAUCAUGAAAAUAAGCUUUCCCUAAUUAGGAUUUAUGGGCCUAAGAUAAGUUCUUGUCGUGGAUCCGCUGUAGCAUUUAAUAUAUUUGAUUGGAAAGGGGAAAAAAUUGAUCCUGCACUUGUGCAGAAGCUAGCUGAUAGGAACAACAUCUCUUUAAGUAGCUCAUUUUUGACAAAUAUAAGGUUCGCCGACAAGAAUGAAGAGGAGAGGCAUUGGGCCUUAGAGACAAGAGCUUCUGAGGUUGAAGGGUUGGGCCUGUCCAAGAAGAUACGAAGGCAUGAAUCUGGGAUAUACGUUGUGACUUCUGCGCUGGGCCUCUUCACAAACUUUGAAGAUAUUUACAAAUUAUGGGCUUUUCUUUCUAGGUUCCUCGAUGCGGACUUUGUGGAGAAGGAGAGAUGGAGAUACAAAGCUCUAAAUCAAAACACGGUUGAAUUAUGA